AUUCCACUGGCUCCACCCCCUUUUCCGCCGCCACCAAGACGGCAAAAUCAUAUUUAUCAACAUAUUUCCAAACAUCGAAUACCUCAGCGAAACCAAACCAUUCCCACAUCUACACCAACCUCCUAACCACCAGAAAACACAGAAAAUACAACCCGACAAUCAUAACUUGAAGAGAAAAAAAGGCCUCAAAUCCGAAAACAAGAAAGAGUGAAGUGGCAACUCGACCAAAUCCAGAGACCAGGGAGGCGCUUCUUGCAAAACUCCCUUGCCAUUUGCAUCAAGAAGGGGAUUAAAGUAACAGCGACAGAAAAACGAUCGUCAUGCAACUCUUUGCAAGAACGCUAGCGGCACUGACCCUCGGAUGCCUGCUCCGGAGUGCCACCGGCGACGUCUUCUCAGCGCCAGACCACGACCUCCUCUCGGCAAUGGCUUGGUCUUCGCUGGACUUCAGUGACGUCCCUUCGCUCCAGCCCCGAAGUCUGCUGAGGGCGGAGCGUCACGCGGAUGACGUCAACAGCACCGCCCUCGUUGCCAAGCCCAGGAAGAGGAGGACGAUCACGCUGCACCCGACGGAGUUUUACGUCGGGCUGGAGUACCGGUUCAAGCUCCCCCUCUUCCAAGUGUACGAGUCGACGGCCUUCUUCCUCGAGAUCCCCAUCGACUUCCACAACGAGAUUCACGGGAUUGUGGACACCGGGAGAUCGUGGGACCUGAUCAAGCCGCUGCUGGAGAAUGCCGAGGCGCUGGUGUCCCUAUUGGGCGUGGACGGAGGCGCGUGUCUCCGGCGGGCGGUGUGCGAACUGGCCUCGGCGCCCUCGAUCCGCCCACACGGGUUCAUCGGCGAGGUCAUCCAGAUCUUCGUCAAAGAUCUCAUAAAAGCUGAAUACCGAAUUAAAGACAUGGAGAACGAGAUCGACACUCUACACGGGAGAUAUAUGGAAGCUGGCAGACACGGCAAAGAAAAGGGAGAGUGUUGGAAAGCGUUCCCAGAAUGCACGAUCUCGUUCGCUGAAAUAUUUCCGAAUAUUUUAGUUUAAAGAAAGAUGAAAACAAAACAAAUGGAAUGUUUAUCAAUAACAUUCUAACUCUUCGAUGGCAUUUUAGUGUAUUUGAAAGACAGAUGGUGCCAUGAUGUUGUGCCAUAUUUAUUUUACGUCAGGAUCCCUCGACUUCAGAUAGUUGAUAACUAUUUGAAGUUUAACAGGCUUUUCGAAAUACCUCAUCUUUGAGUAGAUUCCUAAUAUGGGCAUAUUAAUCAUUAUCAAUGUCGCAUUAUCAUCCAUAUAUCAUCAUUUUUCGGGCUGUAUUUGCAGAAUAUUUAAGAAUAUCAUUUUCAAAAAUCUAAAAACCGUUAUUACAGAAUUUGUACCGGUAGAACUUCUAAUGUGAAUCAUAGGUCAACCAAGACUUUGUAUUUGGGAAACGCCUGUUUAUUUAACUAUUUAUUUAUUUAUUAUUAAGUAUUUAUUGAAACCUCAUUAUCCUUUUUGGCAUUUCUUUCCUCCCCUUUUUAUCUGUAUUUUUUCGUUCUUUGUUCCUUUAGGUUUAGUUCCUGUGUCUCAAAUGUACAGACUCAUGAAAUAAAAGA
Messenger RNA from Penaeus vannamei (Pacific white shrimp), 1588 nucleotides. RefSeq lists its product as uncharacterized. The record is from RefSeq and is a predicted model, not a curated record. NCBI's taxonomy places the organism in Eukaryota, Metazoa, Arthropoda, Malacostraca, Decapoda, Penaeidae.